Messenger RNA from Sphaerodactylus townsendi, 1041 nucleotides. RefSeq names its product 2-oxoglutarate receptor 1-like. Lineage: Eukaryota; Metazoa; Chordata; Lepidosauria; Squamata; Sphaerodactylidae. Gene Ontology annotation, cellular component: plasma membrane. The transcript has a single exon. The coding region runs from base 1 to 1041 and encodes 346 amino acids. Gene Ontology annotation, molecular function: G protein-coupled receptor activity. Gene Ontology annotation, biological process: G protein-coupled receptor signaling pathway. The record is from RefSeq and is a predicted model, not a curated record.
AUGGACAUAGCUGCACCAGAUGAUGUAGCAAACGUAAGUGACACGCUCCUGAAUUAUGACAUAGCUGUUCUUGAGAACUGCACCAACGAUGUGGAUGAGCUCCGAACAUCCUACCUGCCGCCUCUAUACAGCAUGAUCUUCGUUGUGGCCUUUCCAGGCAACAUCAUUGCAAUUUCUGUGUAUGCUUUCAAAAUGAGACCCUGGAAGAGCAGCACAAUCAUAAUGUUCAAUGUGGCCUGCACAGAUUUAUUGUACUUAACUGGCCUUCCUUUCCUGAUUCACUACUAUGCCAAUGGGGAGCACUGGGUCUUUGGACACUUCCUGUGCAAGUUCAUCCGCUUUGGUUUCCACUUCAACCUAUACAGCAGCAUCCUCUUUCUAACAUGCUUCAGUGUCUUCCGAUACUUAGCAGUUGUCCACCCAAUGAGGACUUUUCACUAUCGGAAGAAGUGUUGGACUGUUGUGGCCUGCGUUGCAGCUUGGGCCAUUUCACUGGCAAUUGUGACACCUGUGAACUUCUUGAUUACCUCCACAGAUCAAGAGAACAAAUCAGUUUGCCUUGACCUAACUAGUUCUGACAACCUGGAUGUUAUUCGGUGGUACAACUGGCUUUUGACCGUCUUGAUUUUCUAUGUGCCUUUAAUAACUGUGACCAUUUGCUAUGCCCUGGUCAUCUACACCUUGGCUACAGGGCCCCAUACUCAAAACCCUUAUAAACAGAAGGCUCGUAAACUUGCCUUUCUUCUCCUGGUGGUCUUCUAUGUGUGCUUCCUACCAUUCCAUGUCUUUAGGAUUGCUCGAAUUGAAUUAAGACUGCAUUCAGUUAGCUGUGAGGUUGAAAACCAAAUCCACUCCAUCUACAUUAUUUGUAGACCACUGGCUGCUCUGAACACAUGCGCCAACCUAUUGCUUUAUGCCAUAAUCAGUGAUAAUUUCCAGCAGGCCAUUCUGUCUGUUUUGAGAUGCAGGUGCAGCAAUUUCCUACAACAAUCAGGGAGUAACAGUGAACUGAAUAAGUCUGGAAUUAUAUUAAAAUUAUGA